AUGCCCCGAAUUUGGAACAAGGUAAUUGGAGAGACUUGUGCUGCUUUACCUUUGGAGCAGCUCGCCUCAUUGGACGUUUCUGCAAGCCAGAUGACAGAACAAAUGUGGUUGAGGAGGUUUGGGAAGCUUACACAUCUUAGAUCAAUAUGUGCACAAGGAAUGGCCAUACACAUGCUUCUCUCAGCCAUGAUUGCUGAGCCUGGUAUAACCACCAGUGCAAGUGUGCCUACAAAUUCAUUGACACAGAAUCACUCAUGCAAUCAGAGAAAGAUGCCACCCACAGUCUACUUUCCCUCCCUGCACCAUCUUACAAUUGAAGACACAAGUUUUGAUAUAGAUUAUGAUCACGAAUCAGCUGAGUUGGAGGGUUUGAAGGACUGCCUGAUGGAACAUAAUGAGAGGAAGGCUGAAGUGCGCAAGCUGACGCUUUCUCAAUGCCAUCGUCUGACGGCAGAGCAUGUUGACAAACUUGAAGAAAUUGUUGUUGAUGUGAUCAAAUGGUGUUAUGUUCCUCCCAACAAAUUGCAAAUAUUUCAGGUUGGGACUAGGCAGACUCCAGCUCUGCAGCAGCACAGCAUGUAUCCCUUCUUUCCCCAUUUCAAUCUGCAUAUCAUCAUGAUGUGUAUGAACAGAUCUCGCUUCAUCUCCCAGAUUGCCAAGGGGGCAUUAUUAUGUGGUGCCUACGGGUACCUAUACUGUACCAUUUCGAUCAAUUCGGCAGUCACAUGA
Laccaria bicolor S238N-H82 is the source of this 729-nucleotide messenger RNA. RefSeq lists its product as uncharacterized. NCBI's taxonomy places the organism in Eukaryota, Fungi, Basidiomycota, Agaricomycetes, Agaricales, Hydnangiaceae. The transcript is spliced from 4 exons. The record is from RefSeq and is a predicted model, not a curated record. The coding region runs from base 1 to 729 and encodes 242 amino acids.